UGCACACAGUUUCUGUUGCCAAAGUCUGCGAAGUCAGAAAAAAUUGUUUGCUGGGUACUAAGAAGACUACAAAAAGAGUUGGAAGUUCUAAAGACAUUCCAGCACCUAUUCCUACUCUGUCCACGAUUAACAAGGACAUUAAUGAAAAUGUGAUGCGUGAAGCAAUGGCCUCGCCGUCAAAACGGCCCUGGACAGUUACUGCAAAAAAUGAUGACAUGGAAACUGAUCAGAGAUCUGCUUUUGACCUAAGUGAAGAAGAACAAAUUGACAAUGAUGAUUAUUUUACUCUACCUGUUUCAACUUCACCCCAGCAAGAUUUAGAAUAUAAUUUCAGAAUUGAAUAUUCUGGCAAACAAUCAUCAUCAUCUUUUCCUUUAAAUAAACACUCAUCAGCAUAUAGCUGCACCACAUCAGAACCAUCACAAGCAAAAAGUCUAUCUGGAGCAUUUCCAUCACAAGCAAGCAGUUCUAAAGCUUCAAAGAAAUUGCAUGAUAACCCUGGUGUUCAUGAAUCAGUAAAAGAGAUAGUACGUGAAAGUCAGUCAUGUCAGUCCAUGCCCGAGCAGAAGACAUCAGAUUUUUUUAAAGACCCAGAAACGACUAGCAAAAACCAAAUGCAUCUUAAUCUCCUUCAAGAGCUUCAUAGAAAAGUGGAUUGGCUUAGUAUCAAUAUGAGCCGAAUAUUAGACGAGCUAUUUCCUGAUGAGUCUAGGUUUGACCGUCCACAAGGAUUUCCUUCUUUACCUUUAAACACAGAGAAUGAUUUGGCAGAAUUUGAAUCUUAUUUAAAGAAUGAACCAAUUUUCAAUAAUAUGAUGAAGUAUCUUGGAAAAAAGGGAAAAGGCGAGACAGCCUCAUCUUUUACGUAUUCCAUUCUGGCCGUCCUCAUCUCCAACCAACUUGCUCGCAUAAUAAGCUGGAAGGGCACAGGUGGAGUCAAGCUCAGCUUUGAAAAAUCAACAACUAAGAAACUGGUAGAAUAUGUAUGCUUAAAGAAGUUUGGUGAGCUGCCAGUUCAUGUUUUUGAAGAUAAGAUGAAAAGAUGGUUUAACAUCUCAAUGCAACGUUCUUAAAGUCUUGAUUUUAAAUGUGAUUUUUUGUGUAAGGCUGUGGUUUUUUGUUUGAAUUUUUUUAGUGCUUCAAGUUAUUAAUGCUUUCAAAUGUAAGCAUGAAUAACUUCAAGAAAAAGGCUGUGUAUUAAAAUUUUAAUUAAUGUAAAAUUUUAAGACUUAUACACAUGCUUGUGUUAAGUUGAUCUUUAAAAUCAACUUUACACAAUUGUGUACUUUACACAAAUUAGCGUCUUUAUAUGACAUUGUUCUGCAUUAUUUUUUCAUAUUUGCUUGUAUUCUACAUAUGUUUAGUACUUCUCUGUUCUAAGGACAAUUCAUUUCAUAGAGCUAAAAAUAAUCUUUGACUUUGUUUUUAUUUUUUGAUUAUGUGCAAUUUAUGUGUUCUGUUUUCAACAACUGUAGUGUCAUGAG
Molecule: messenger RNA, 1484 nt
Organism: Pseudomyrmex gracilis
Lineage: Eukaryota; Metazoa; Arthropoda; Insecta; Hymenoptera; Formicidae
Exons: 7
Coding region: 153-1073 (306 amino acids)
Source: RefSeq, a predicted model, not a curated record